This is a messenger RNA of Neoarius graeffei (lesser salmon catfish), 2711 nucleotides long. RefSeq lists its product as uncharacterized. Bases 377 to 1828 code for a protein of 483 amino acids. Lineage: Eukaryota; Metazoa; Chordata; Actinopteri; Siluriformes; Ariidae. The record is from RefSeq and is a predicted model, not a curated record. The transcript is spliced from 8 exons.
AGCACCACUGUAAUCUUCACCAGCCUGACUUGUGCCCUGUAUCAGGUGUUUAGUUAGCACAAUCCAAACGCAUACCAUGUGUAGGUGUAUUUUCUGUAAUAGACAGCCAUCACAGCCAGGGUGUAGCUUUGCCUUGCUGGCUUUUGGCAAGUUACUUCCUGAACUGACAUUUCCCAGUACAAGUAGACAGGUCUGUUCUUGACAACGUUCAUUCUGUGCCUGCCUUUUUCGGAAUUUUUUUGCUUUUGAGAUUUACCCUGUCUCAGUAGGGAGAGUAACACCAUUUCCUGCUUCUACACCAGAAAAGCAAGAUUUCAAGUCCAGACAAGAAAAUCUAACCCUCAUAUCACGCGGUGCAAUCGAUUUUUCAUAGAACAUGUGGAAGUUUUGGAUUCUGCUCUUAGCUUGUAAUCUUAUGCCUGGUACAUGUAUAGAUGAGUCCUGGACAGAUGAUAUCGAACAUCUAGAUCUGACAUAUGGCCAGCAGUUAAGUAUCACGCUGAGUAGUGUGACUGCGAAAUUAAAGUUUAUACCUGUGAAUAAACCGCAGGCGACUAUUAUCUGGUCCAAAGGCAUCCAGGCCAAAAAAGGACAAGUGAUAUCAUCAGAGGAAGAAAGACGCUUCAUAAUUAAUUUUGUCACAUUUGACGAUCAGGGAAACUACACAGAGUUGAACGUCUUGGAUGAAGUGGAAGUUGUCCAUUCAGUGAUGGUUCUCUCUAAAAGGCGUAUCCAGAAAUGUAUGCCUGGGAAAAAUCUCAGCAUUUCCCUGGAUGGCCUUUCAAAAGAUGAUGUUAAGCUACAAUACUCCAGCAAAGAUUUCAACCUCACGCUGGUGGAGCAUGGCUCACCUGUGGGCAACAGCCAGCCUGGGUAUUGGGGGCGGAUUCACAUGACUACAAAAAAUAUCCAAGUUCAUAUCCUUGAUGGUUCCGAUGUGGGGAUGUAUACACUCCGUGACCGUGAAAAUAAUAAGGUCAUGAUCGUCACUCUGAACAUAGGUGGCUGUGGACUUAAGACGACUCAACUGAAACUGAUGCAUGGCGAGGAGCUUUGUAUCAAGCUGCCGAUUUGGUUUAAGAAGCUGGAGUUCAAUUCAGUGAAUGAAGUGCAAUCUGAUACCUGGCCCCGCUGUUCAGAGGGCCCAAGGAAAUCUAUUAAAGGAUCUGAUUAUGAAAGGCAAUUUAUAAUCAAGCCUGUGACAUUUGAUGAUCAAGGAAACUACACAAGGUGGAACUACAGGAACCAUAUGUCAUCUAUUUAUAAACUGGAGGUUGUCUCUGCACACCGUGUCCAGGAUUGUGUAGUUGGUAACACACUCAACAUUUCACUGGACAGCCUUUCAAAAGACAGCGUCUCAUUAUAUUUCACCAACCAAAAGGUCAACGGCACUCUGGUGGAGCGUGGCUCACUUGCUGACAAUUUGCCUGAUCUCUUCAAAGAACGGAUCCAGAUAACUAGCAGCAAUAUCCAGGUGCUCAAGACUGAGGAGUCUGAUAUGGGCAAUUACACACUCACUGAUGGUGAAGGUCGCACGGUCAAGGUCAUUACUCCGAACUUUGUCUAUGAAUCAAACCCUCUGCUAGUUCUACUGCUGUUGCUUUUUAUCCCACCCUGUAUAUGCUUCUGCUAUGGGAAUAAGAUCUUUAAAAAAUGUAAGAAAACUACCAGUAGCACCACCAACAGCAACACCAACAGCAACACCAGGAGCACCACAAGAACCGCCAAUGCGAGCACAGCGAAGUUUGAAAACCAAAAGCCACUUCUUGCAUCUUCAUCAGGCAGCAGGAACCUUGAAGCUCCUGUAUGUGGCUCACUGGUGGUGUAGACUCCAGCCCCAAGCACUAACUGAUGUCCAGACCACUUUGGAUUUCACUGUCCAGUUCAACAAUAACAUCAGAAGUCCCCCUUCUUUUUAUUUCUGCAGCCUUCUGUACUAUCUUGCAUGGUCUCUGGGGGGAAAACAGGGAUAGUUGAACAGUCACUCUGCAGAGUUGAUCCAAAGGUUAGGUUUAUUAAUGUAGUUUAAUUUGUGUUUAGUCAAUGAGCUGGAGCCAAAUAUUGCUAGGAAUUUUAAAUAAUAUAUAGGCUUUUUUUUUUUUUAAUUUGAGAAUAACCGCUGGAUGAACUGCAGGUCUAGCAAGAGAGGUAACUCUGGUCAGUAUGUACGUGGGUAAAUUUCAAGUUCAAAGUAAUCCUGCAAAAUAGCCAGAUGGAUAGAUUUUAUUGAAGCCCAAAGGAAAUUUAUAUAAUCAGUUCUAGAAAAAUGGCACUUCUCAUACCUUUACACGAUUAUAUGGGGGGAAGCCAUGGCCUAAUGGUUAGAGAAGCAGCUUUGGAAGCAAAAGGUUGCUGGUUCGCUUCCCUGGACCAGCAGGAAUGGCUGAAGUGCCCUUGAGCAAGGCAGCUAACCCCCCAACUGCUCCCCAGGCUUUUCUGGGUUUGUCGUAUGUUGCUCUGGAUAAGAGCGUCUGUAAUGUAGUGUGAUAUUUGAGGGUAAAGCCGAUUUACAUAUUAUGCAAAACUAUGGAGAUGAUUCUGUGCCAGAGAGAAAAGUAUUCACUCCAGUGUUGUGCAAAUAGUAUUACUUUUCAUUUGUGACCUGCAGAAAACACAGCACAAUGAAAAUACAGUGGUGCUUGAAAGUUUGUGAACCCUUUAGAAUUGUCUAUAUUUCUGCAUAACUAUGACCUAAAACAUCAGAUUUUCAC